Molecule: messenger RNA, 2240 nt
Organism: Elgaria multicarinata webbii
Lineage: Eukaryota; Metazoa; Chordata; Lepidosauria; Squamata; Anguidae
Gene: NTNG1
Product: netrin G1
Exons: 10
Coding region: 489-2240 (583 amino acids)
Biological process (GO): substrate adhesion-dependent cell spreading; animal organ morphogenesis; tissue development
Cellular component (GO): basement membrane
Source: RefSeq, a predicted model, not a curated record
GCGGCGGCUUCCUUGGACUCUACUCUCGCUCCGUACGGGUGCUGGUGCCAGAAGAAAAAGGAUGAUUGAUGGCGGACAGGCUGUAGACGCUCAUCGUUGUGCUCCACCAACUGAUUUAUCAGUUUGGCUGACCAUUCCUCAUGAGUCGGGAAAGAGGAGGAUCGCUCAGGAUUAUUGACAGCACCGCUGAGGACUGGCAACAUUGUUAAAUCAGCAGCAGCAUUUGGACAUUAUUUACAUAUGCGAUAAAAAAAAAUCCUGAUAACACAGUGGAAGGCAAGAUUGAUUUGAACCACAUCUCUUUGACAUGCUAGCUUCCACCAAAGUUUCCAACUUUAAAAAACAACCAACCACUGUAAUCUAACGCUUCUCCUCUGGAACACAUCUUACAAUAACUUCAGCUUUUCCGGUGUACAUAUAUGUAUAAUAUACACUGCACUUAGAUCUCUACGGUUGUAGCCAGCAAGGCACCUGUAAAGGAUUUAGAGAUGUAUUUGUCAAGGUUCUUGUCGCUCCAUGCCCUUUGGGUUACCGUGUCUUCGGUGAUACAGCACUAUCCUUCAGUGUGGGGACAUUAUGAUGUGUGUAAAACCCAGAUUUAUACCGAUGAAGGGAAGUUUUGGGAUUACACAGCCUGUCAGCCAGAAGCCAUAGAUAUGAUGAAAUAUGUGAAAGUAAACCUGGAUCCACCUAAUAUAACAUGUGGAAAUCCACCGGAGACCUUCUGCGGAACGGGGAAUCCCUACAUGUGCAAUGAGUGUGAUGCCGCCAUUGAUGAACUGGCACAUCCACCUGAACUGAUGUUCGAUGCCGAAGGAAGGCAUCCCUACACCUUUUGGCAGUCUACCACUUGGAAGGGUUACCCCAAGCCUCUCCAGGUGAACAUCACCUUGUAUUGGAACAAAACCAUUGAGCUAACGGACAACAUAGUCAUCACCUUUGAAUCCGGCCGCCCAGACCUAAUGAUCCUGGAGAAGUCCCUCGACUAUGGUCGGACGUGGCAGCCCUAUCAGUAUUAUGCUACAGACUGUUUAAAUGCUUUCAACAUGGAACCAAAAACGGUGAGGGAUUUAUCCCAACAAACAGUCCUAGAAAUCAUUUGCACAGAAGAGUAUUCUAUGGGGUACAUGGCAAACAGUAAAAUCCUCCACUUUGAGAUUAAGGAUCGGUUUGCCUUUUUUGCCGGGCCUCGGCUUCACAAUAUGGCUUCUCUCUAUGGUCAGCUCGACACAACCAAGAACCUAAGAGAUUUCUUUACUGUCACAGACUUGAGGAUAAGACUGCUUAGGCCAGCCACAGGGGAAAUAUAUGUGGAUCCGCAACACCUGGCACGCUACUUUUAUGCAAUCUCGGACAUAAGAGUAGUUGGAAGGUGCAAGUGCAACCUUCAUGCCACCGGCUGCAGAGAAGAAAACAAAAAGUUGUUAUGCGAAUGUGAGCACAAUACAACAGGGCCAGACUGCGGAAAGUGCAAGAAGAACUAUCAGGGAAGGCCUUGGAGUGCAGGCUCGUAUCUCCCCAUUCCUAAGGGCACCGCAAAUAUCUGUAUGCCCAGUAUUCUCAGCAUUGGUACUCCUCCAAAGUUUGAUAGGAUAUGGCCGAAUAUUUCUUCCCUUGGGGUUUCUAACCCAAAUCAAGUUGCUCCAAAAUUAGCUUUGUCUACUGUUUCUUCUGUUCAAGUUCCAAUCCCCAAGAGAGACUGUGAAUGCUUCGGCCACUCCAACCGGUGCAGUUACAUCGAUCUGCUCAGUACAUUCAUUUGUGUGAGCUGUAAACACAACACUAGAGGGCAGCACUGUGAGUUGUGCAGGCUGGGCUACUACAGAAAUACUUCUGCAAAGCUGGACGAUGAAAAUAUAUGCAUAGAAUGUAAUUGUAACCGUACGGGCUCAGUCCAUGAUCGCUGUAAUGAAAAAGGAAUUUGUGAGUGUAAGCAGGGAACAACAGGGCCUAAGUGUGAUAAGUGUCUGCAGGGAUAUGAAUGGCACAACCAGGGUUGUCAAUCAAACGUGUGUGACAAUGAACUUCAGAUCUGCCAGAACGGAGGAACGUGCCAGAACAACAUGCGCUGUAGGUGCCCACCAGCCUAUAUGGGUGUAUUAUGUGAGAAGCGGAAUUGUGACAUGUACCCGGAAUCUUGCAGUGAAGGCUCUGGACAAGGGGCAGUAUCAUUGCCACGCCUGACACUUUUAUUACCACUGAUCGUUCCAAUAGGAUUAAGUGGGUUUUUCGUAUUCUAG